Messenger RNA from Gigantopelta aegis, 5863 nucleotides. RefSeq lists its product as uncharacterized. The record is from RefSeq and is a predicted model, not a curated record. NCBI's taxonomy places the organism in Eukaryota, Metazoa, Mollusca, Gastropoda, Neomphalida, Peltospiridae. The coding region runs from base 642 to 2231 and encodes 529 amino acids. The transcript has 7 exons.
CGGCAAAUCUUCAGAUUGUAUUUUUUUUUCAUUUCUGUCUCUCUGAAGAUUAAGAUAUUUGUUACAUCAGCGAUUUCUAUUUCGUGUGUGCGCGUCUUUAUUGAUUUUCCCCGUCACUCCGUCAGGUAAGACCUGCACGGGAUCUGCAGACAGGACAUGAUAUAGCAGACGACAACUGAUCUAGCAGACGACAAUUUACAUAAUUUGAAAACACUCAGAUUUUAACAGUUUUAGUUCUGUUAUAGUGUCUAUUUUUUUCUUCCUUUUUAAACAUUCGCGCAAAAAACUAAAAUAUUCCCUCCUUUCUACAUUUGCGUUUGGUUUUUGAGGACAAAUUAGAGACGGUCUACUGAACUUAUUUCUUUUCUUCCUCAAUAUCUGUGUUGUGAAACACGAAACCUGCGGUGGUAUUGUCCAAACCGUAAUCGUGUUUUGCAUGCCUGAUCGAAUAUCGACAUGUCAUGAACCACUGACGAGGUACUAUGUGACAUUGUGUGAACCGGAAUACUACGACAAGACUACCCAAUACUUAGCAUUUGUUGCAAAUGGAGGAAUAUGAACUAUGGAACAAAGACGUGUCAAGACUUCGUUGUAAAAUUCUGUAAUGGUUUCGCUAGAAGGCAGUAAUAUGUAACUGAGUAAUGGCGGUGAACACGGAACUGGCGGCUAUCAUCGGAGGCUGUGUGGCCGGCGGAGUUUUGCUACUGUCUAUCAUCGCGUGCAUCAUCUACAUAUCAUGCGGUUCUAAAAGAAAAAAGAGAAACCGUGAAAAGAAGACGUUCCAUCACAGCGUGUCCGACUCUGGGGGGCGUCAGUCCCACCACUCCACUCUGAGUCAGAUCGACCCUCGAUCCCUGCCGAAAGUCAGCAGCAAUGGGCUGUGGGUGGACGCCCCGGGGGUGUACACACCCGCACCGGCCAGCGGGUACUACUACGGGCGGCCAGGUCAAGGUUAUCGGGCGGAACAGCAUGGCAUGCAGAGGGCGAUUUCUGAAAGAGGAAUCCCAGUUCUCCCCGGACACCCGGUCUACCAGAACAACGUGCGUAUUUACCACAGCCAGCAACUGGCACCAGUCUACGAGGUCAUACCUUCUGGCUCAUCAGGGUUCAUGAAUGUGUACGAAUAUGGAGAAUUGAACCAUUCUCGAUCUCGUCUGCUAGAACGUGAUUCAGCCGAAAGACAUCGCCGAGAUGAAAAGAAGGUGAAGCGAUCGCAGAGCGACGUGGGUCGCGGCGUCGACAAACACCAUCGGUCGAAACACCUCGGCCCCGACAGACAUGCAGACAGGCAGCCGGACAGACACGCCGACAAACAUUCAGACAGACACGCCGACAAACAUUCAGACAGACACGCCGACAAACAUUCAGACAGACAUUCCAGCAGACAUUCUGACAAAUAUGCAUCCCAGGAGCAGCUUCAGAAGCACCGCGUUUCACAACAGAAGUCAAAGUCACUGGAGCGACCAUCAGACGUGGCCGCCAGACCCAAGAUACACACAAACGAAUCAUCAUCGUCCAAAACUGCUGCUGCCUACGACAACCCAGCCUUCAGCAGAUCCUCGACAACGGAAAAGGUAGACCCAGUUCUGUCCCAGACUACCGUUCCUGUCAAGCAUGAGAAGGUCCUGUCGUCUGCUAUUACAUUAGAAUCUCAGGUGGCGACUGACAGCAUGAAACUGCAGGAGAAGAAGGAACAGAGACCAGUAAUUAAUAAGACUGAUGAUGAGAAGUACGUGGUGGAUGACUCUGGUGUCAAGGUGCAGCAUUACGUGUAUAAGGGUUCCAUAUACGCCGUCCCUGGCAAACUCGCCGAGGACGAAGCUGAUGGUUAUGAGGAGAACCCCAUUGUCAAACGAAUGGAGGAGAUGAUCUUGGAAAAGACGGGCGAGAAGGACGUUCGAUCAGCAGAGCCUAUAGCUAAAGACAUAAGUAGUAGCCAGGUUAAAAGUCUUCCCGUCGAUCCGUUGUAUUCCGAGGCAGCGGAGAUCGUCAGAGAGUCCAUAUCCUUGACUGCAUCAGCCAGUCGUAAUGCAGACACUGGGGAGACUGUCGGAGAGGCGGACAAGAAUAAAGAAUAUCAGUCACAAGAAAGCCAUGAUGAUCUGGGUCUUAAAGGUAAGAACAUCACAGCUGAAGCGUUCCAGUUCCUCGACCACUACCUCUCAGACGACGAAACUGUGGAGAGUCCGCCGAUAUCACCUACACCGGAAACUGGGUUCGCAGGUUACUAAACAUUUGUAGCCAAGGGAAGUUUUCGAGUUGAUGACAGUAGCUGUUUACGUCGCUGUUCCUCAUCCACAGAACGAACCGGGUGUAGAGAACGAACGACCUCACCAACAGUCUACAGAAGAUAUCACACGGUCGAGAUUUUGAAGUAAUGGCCUGAUGCUGAAGCAGACGACAAAAAAGGUCACGUUUUCUACCGGAUACGAAGGGCAACCAGAGACUGUUUCAUUGGUUCCCCCGUAAAGUUCGGUGCGCAUGUGCCAGAGAAGAACAACAGAAGUUGGAUCAUAAGGAUUAUCUUUGAACUAAACAAUCAGGAAAAGAUUUUUCUGAAAGUACAGAGUGUUCUGUUACAUACGUUUUUUAUGAGUAAUCUCCAAAUCAUUUAUUUUGUUCAAACCAUAUUAUAUUAAAAUCACUAAUAAAAAUGUGUAUUAAAGUCACUGACCAUAGUUCCAAUGUAUGUACCUCUUUAUGUUUCACAUAAUACAUUUUAGGACAACAGGAUGUUUGAAACAUUCGCAUUCGUCUAAGUUAAUCAUUGUAAGCAAUGUGCAAUUUAACGAUUGAAGCCUGUAAUAGCUGAACAUACACUGAACAACAAAAUAGAUGCAACUAUGUAUUUUGUUCAAUAUAUUUUACGCUAUGUAAUAACUAGAGUCAGUGCCUUUAAAAGUGUUGUACAUGAUGAGAAUAUUGUGACUGUUAUGUUUACAGUCGAAAACAUUGUUUACGUUUGCCGUCCACGUUUUUUUUUCAGCUAGUUGCUACAUUAGAAUGGCAUGAUAAGAACUUUUUUUUAGAAAUAUAAUAUAUUUUAUAAUAACAUGUUUUCCUUCAGAAAUUAAUAUUUCUGAAAUUGUGGCAAUAGAAAACUUUCAUUUCAAAACAAAAAUAUUUUAAUUUCGACAAGCAUGUUCAAUGCGCUACAUAUCUUUUUUCCAUUUUGUUUUCAUUUUCUUUUGUUUUAAAGACAUCCUGAUUGGUGUGCCAUUUUCAUUGCAUUUGAACGUUUUUCUUUUGUAUGCUGAGGUUAAAGAAACUAAUUUCCUUCCUUAACUAUUAUCAACUCAAGUCAUUUUCAUGAAAGAAAUAAGAUUAAUACAUUAUAAUUUGUGUCUUCAGAAAGGGAUUGAGUGGCUGUAUACAAUGUCGUCUAUUAUUAUAAGGAAAUAUAAUUUAGUUUAACACAAAACUUUGAGAUUUACUCUUGUAAUGCUCUGAUUAAAAUGUUCAUGGGCAAGUAAUUUGUUAUAUGUCCUAGUUUCGUGCCCACCCUCAUUUCCUCACACCUUUCACAUCGAGAGAUUACUGUAUUGGCUAUGGUUAUUCCACCGGUUUUACAAGUACUGAAAAUAAAUAAGCACUAAGGCAAUGCUGUUCUGAAUUCUGAGUUCUUUCGCUGUAAUCAACAUACAACAGUACAUUUAUUGUAGAGGUUCUGUCAUUUGAUAGUUUUACAGUGAAAAAUACAAUUAAUAACAGGUAUACUAUACUAGUUUUAUGAUGGUAUAACUGAAAUGGCAGAAUACUUCAAGGGAGAUAACUCUCAAACUAAUAAAAAUAAAAUUUCGAAGAUUUGGACCAUUAGCAUUGAGUGCUUGUGUGUGUGCGUGCGUGCGUGCGCGUGCGUGCGUGUGUGUGUGUGUAAUGCUUUUGUGCAUUUGGUAAUGAGCUUCAAUAAUGAUUAGUUUUACUGUUUAAAAUAAAAUUAAUCUGCGUUUAGCUUAUUAAAUUUGUAACAGGUCUGGUGUAAUAAAUGGCGGAAAGUGAGUAACAACGCUUUUGUGUUAAACGCAGAACGUUGUAUUUGCCUUGGUUAAUGCUAUAUCAAUGUAUGUAUGUAUGUAUGUCAGAGUUUAGUUAGGACAUUGUACAUGUAUAUCAGUCAUUUGGUAUAGCUACACGGGGUGGGGUCAGUUUUCCCCCGCUUCUGACGCCUAUGUUUGAGUAGCACAGAAUAAUGUGGUGUGUGCUUUAAGUACUGAAAGGUUCCAUUCUAGUCGAAUAACUCAGAAGACCAUUUUCUAUUGUUUAAUAUUUACUGUAUGAUGAUAUUAUAUACCAGUAGUUAUAUAUCAGUUUUGUAUAUCAACUAUUUGUACAGACCUGCAGAACAAUGCACUGUAAGCUAUACUCAACAUUCUAUAUCCCAAUUACGUAAAUAUAUUAACACUGGUACGUGUCCAAAAUGGGCUUACUAAUAAGUGUCGGUAAAGAAAUAUUCUUUACUUGAGACCAUAUAUUUAGAGGGGAUUUUAAUCAAACCCUUUCGCCUCUUCUAAAAUAGCUUUUCAGACAGUUUUUUUUUUUUACAAUAUUCAUUGAUAAAAAAAAUACCUGUCAAUUUAUGUACAGUUUUAAUCAUGUUAAUCGGCAUAUAACUUCGAUAUGUGUACAUGCUGACGUGUGUUAUUUGUUUAAUGGCAGUAUUACUAAAACAUUAAUUUGUCUACCUCAUCAUCGCGAACAUUUUCAUAACUUAUUGUUAUGUGGAAAAAAUUCCGACGUCUUCUGUAGAUAUAAUGACUAUACCGUUGUACUCGACUGCAAAGUCAUUAAAUGCAUUCUAGUAUUCACACAUGACAUAGAUAUUUAAACCUACACACGUUCGCGCAACACUAUGGAAACACGAGCGUACGUGCGCGCGCACACAUACUCGCGCACACAUACACGCACACGCACAUUUGCAAACACAUACGCACGCACACACACUUAUAAACACAAACACAUACAUCAAAGACCCAUUCAAAAAUCGCUGUAAAAUACUAGAUAUUGAACAUUUUCUUAAACACAUGGUCUAAAUUGCCACAGAUGAAAUUGCUUACACAUGACUGCAAGUUUUGGAUUAGUGACAAGGGAUCUUGUAAACAGAUAUUUUAUACAUACAUAUAUAUAUAUAUAGCACAGCACAUACAAUGCCCUUUAGCGUGCCGGACUUGGCCGGCUGGUUUAUAACAACAAACACCUAACGAUCGCUUAAGCACUGAGUCAGCUCCUGCAUAUUUAUUAUAAAUGGACAUAUCUAGCAGAGGCGGAUCCGAAAUGGGGGGAGCAGUGGACCUGUGCCCUCUAAAAACAUCCAAGAACCUCCUUUUUUCUUCUUUUCACUUUCUUUUCAUUGAGAUACCCUAUUGAUGGGUUGGUUCAUGUGCCAUUUUCCCAUUAGUUCCCCCACUCCCCCCCCCCCCCAAUAUUAUUUAUAGAUCCGCCCUUGUCUAGUUUACUUACUAGGUUAAAUUGUACAUAUAGAUUAUACUGUAUACGAAAUACCUCGAAUAGGCUUCAGAUCCGUGACUAGGGUGUGGGUGGUUGGGGGAUACGGUAAAAACAAAACAGACGAUUGCAGAUGCAUCUCUGUCUCUGAUUAUUUUCGUUUUUACUGACCCCCGCCCCCUCCCCUCAAACCCCUAGUUAUGUCUAGACUAGGUACGACCCUGAGCCUACUGGUAAAAACAUACUGUACAUAUCAUACUGUACAUAUUGUCGUAAUGAUUAUAUUGACAUGUUUUAUAACACCAUUGCUUCCAGUAUAAUCAAAAGUAUUUGUUCUUCCUGAAAUGCAGGAUUGCAUGGCAAAGGUUUUCCUAUUUAUUAUGUUUUGUACUCGUGGUUCAAAUAAAACAUAUACUAAUAA